Messenger RNA from Phycomyces blakesleeanus NRRL 1555(-), 780 nucleotides. RefSeq lists its product as hypothetical. Gene Ontology annotation, biological process: mRNA cis splicing, via spliceosome. The transcript is spliced from 3 exons. Bases 1 to 603 code for a protein of 200 amino acids. Lineage: Eukaryota; Fungi; Mucoromycota; Mucoromycetes; Mucorales; Phycomycetaceae. Gene Ontology annotation, cellular component: spliceosomal complex; cytosol. The record is from RefSeq and is a predicted model, not a curated record.
AUGACAGUGACCCUUCUCUCAUCUCCUCCCGAUCUUACCGAUCUUGUCGUCCGUCGCACUGAGAAGAAGAUCGGAUUACUUGUGUCGCCUCCUUUGGCUGGCAUGUCAGGACCGAUCAAGGGUGAAAUGUUUGUUUGUGAAAGUCAAUUGUAUUUUUACUCUGAGGAGCAACAUUCUGGAAUUUCUGUUGAAUAUCCUGAUAUAAUUAUCCACGCCAUUUCACGUCGCGACGGUUUACCCUCUAUCUACUGUCAGCUUGAUUCUGGUCUGUUUUUCCCUAACCAAGAUCUACCAGAGGAUGAGCAGGAACUUGAAGAAACAGUAACCGAACUCAAGUUUAUCCCUGAGGACAGUGAAUCAUUGGAGAGCAUUUAUGAGGCUAUGUCUUACUGCGCUGGUCUCCAUCCCGAUAAAGAGUUUAUGGACGAUGAGGAAGAAGAGGAUGAUGAUUUUUUCUAUGCUCAGCCUAGUGAUGAUGCUGAAUUGAAUGAGGUCCAGCAAGCAGCUUUGCGUCAUUUGGAGUCUGUUUUUGAACCCAUACCUAACCACACUCACCAAAAUGGUGCCAAAGAAGGGCAGUUUGAUAACCCAAUGGAAGAGUAGAACAUGGUUCUUGUGGAUUUAAGUAUGUAAAAAAAAUAUCUCCACUAACACAAACAAAGAUAAUAGUAGUAAUAGUAAUGAGAUCAUAUUUGUCUGGAUCCCAUCGUGUUGUACUGAAUUUUAUUUAUGAGUGAGUGAGAUAUUGCGUGUAAUAUAUGUCUAAAGGUAUAACACUAC